AUGGCCAAAGGCGAAGGAGCAGAGGGAUUCACGGCGAGGGACUAUGAAGAUCCGGCGCCUACUCCGUUUUUCGACGCGGAGGAGCUAACAAAAUGGUCUUUAUACAGAGCCGUUAUCGCCGAGUUCGUAGCCACUCUCCUCUUCUUAUACGUAACCGUUUUGACUGUCAUCGGCUACAAGAUUCAGUCCGACAAAACCGCCGGUGGAGUUGACUGCGGCGGUGUCGGAAUCCUCGGCAUCGCUUGGGCUUUCGGCGGCAUGAUCUUCAUACUCGUCUACUGCACCGCCGGUAUCUCAGGUGGUCACAUAAACCCGGCGGUGACGUUCGGCUUAUUCUUGGCCCGGAAGGUAUCGUUGAUUAGAGCGGUGCUAUAUAUGGUGGCUCAGUGUUUGGGUGCGAUUUGUGGAGUUGGGUUCGUGAAGGCCUUUCAAAGCUCUUACUACGUUCGUUACGGUGGAGGAGCCAACUCUCUCGCCGACGGCUACAACACAGGUACCGGACUCGCCGCGGAGAUCAUCGGAACAUUCGUCCUCGUCUACACUGUCUUCUCCGCCACUGACCCCAAACGCAACGCUCGUGACUCCCACGUUCCCGUUUUGGCGCCACUUCCGAUUGGAUUUGCGGUGUUUAUGGUACACUUGGCUACUAUUCCGAUCACCGGAACCGGCAUUAACCCGGCCAGAAGUUUUGGAGCUGCCGUUAUCUUCAACAAGUCCAAGCCGUGGGAUGACCACUGGAUAUUCUGGGUCGGACCAUUCAUUGGAGCUGCGAUUGCUGCAUUUUAUCACCAAUUCGUCCUAAGGGCCUCUGGUUCCAAGUCUCUCGGUUCCUUCAGAAGUGCGGCCAACGUUUGA
Messenger RNA from Arabis nemorensis, 855 nucleotides. NCBI's taxonomy places the organism in Eukaryota, Viridiplantae, Streptophyta, Magnoliopsida, Brassicales, Brassicaceae. The record is from the annotation of a GenBank genome assembly.